UUGGCAGAUAAAAUGAUAUCAACAAGUUAUUAUUCUGGCAGACUUGAUUUGAUCAGGAGAGAGAGAGAGAGUAUCGGAACUGCUAAACGUCCAUCUGGAAACGAUUCAAGAUGCUACCCUCAAGGCUUUUGACAUGUGUUCUUGUCACGACGCUGGUGGCGCUCUCCUCAUUGACUGAGGCGGCGAUUCACCUAGAACACUUAUCGACGAUCUACGUCCCCUACUCUUACCUAUCAUCGCCGAGGUACGACAUCGACUCCGACGCCGUGGAGCAAGUCGCCUACGAUGCCCUUGAAGGAUUCGCUUACGUGAUCGGUGAUGACUAUCUGCAGAUUAUCGACUACGAUAACGUCGAGAAACCCGAGAUCGUCUACAAGCACACCAUACCUGAACGCGCUAACGACAUCGCUCACUGUGGUCGGUUCGUUGCCUAUCUCCUCCAAGGGUCGGAUUCGCAGGAGCCUGGAACCAUCCACGUUUAUGAGAAGUUCAAUCGCCAGACCCAAGAAUUCACAAAAAUACAUGAGCGAGUCAUCAGCAGCCAGCCAGAGAUGUUGACCUUUACCCCCGACUGUCGUAAGAUCUUGACCGCCGAUGAAGGAACAGCCGGUGACGACGCAGCGGAAGAAAAUUUUGUUAACCCGGAAGGAAUGGUUUCUAUCAUCAAGAUCGACGGGGACUUCGCCAAUCCGAGCUUUGGUUUCAAGGCCGUUAAUUUCAACGAUUUCGAUGAAAGGCGUCAAAAAUAUUCCAACCUAGGCGUGCGUUUUCCUUACAACGGUCACUAUACGAACUUCACGACACAGACUUUGUCACAGAGUGUGGAGCCAGAAUACAUCGCUAUCAACCCCCGUGACAACGUUGCCUACGUGAAUCUUCAGGAAAACAAUGCGAUUGCUUUACUGGAUCUGGACACGGAAUUGAUUGUAGAGAUCGUUCCGCUGGGAAACAAAAGCUGGGCCAACCUUCAACUGGAUGCCAGCGACAGAGAUGACGCUAUCAAAUUCCAGACCGGGCACGACAUCAAGAGCUUCUACAUGCCCGACGCUAUCAAGUACUUCGAGAUCGACGGCGUCGGCUAUGUUGCCACGGCCGAUGAGGGAAGCGACCUCGACUACCGAUUCGACCGCGCUUACUGGGGUGACGCACGACGAGGAGAGAGCAUACACGAUGAUAACCAACUUGCAAGUACUGUGUCGCAAGCUUUGAGAGAAGCCCUCAACGAUGACUUGAGACUAGGUCGUCUCGAGUUCAGCGUUACUGAUGGUUUGAGCAAAACAGAGGAGGAUAAGAUAGAAGAACUCUUCUUUUUCGGUGGCCGAGGGUUCUCCAUCUUGCGUGCAGAUGAUCUAACACGUGUCUAUGACAGUGGUGACGAGAUCGAACGUUUGAUCGCUGAACAGUAUCCCUUGGUCUUCAACUCGGAGACCUACCCGGACAGACCGGAAUCAGAAUCGCCUCCAGACAUCGCUGAUAAGCGAUCAGAUAAUCGGGGACCCGAAUGCGAAACUAUCGAAGUCGGCGUCGUCAACGGGAAGACGGUGGUGUUCCUAGGCGUCGACCGGGCAUCCGUCAUCGCGAUCUACACAGUGUCGGCGGACGGCCAGGCCACCUACGAGUCUCUGCAUAGACGAGGAGGCGUCAACAGGACAUUCGCCCAGCUUUUGGAGGACCGAGAUCUCGGCGAUCUCGACCCCAAAGACAUGGAGUUUGUACCAGCGGACCGGAGCCCAACGGACAAGCCGUUACUGAUGGUGGCUGGUGCCGCAAGUGGAACGCUCUCGCUCUACCACGUCAUUGGUGAUGGAUCUACAGGUUCCGGCUCGGGGGCGCAGGUCUCCAACAACCAUGGCAGUCAGCUCUCAUCAAUGGGAAUGCUCAUCAUCGGCUUGGUUGCCAUCAUGGCUGCUCUCAUCAGAAAGUAACCUACAUGUCGUCAUGGCCUUAGAGAACCACCCAUUGCGACUUUCAUAGGAUACCUGACCUAUGUCAUCGACGCCCAACGAAAAACAUAACAUUUCUACUAAUAAAAUCAUUAAGUACUAUAUAUUUUAUUGUUGAUGUGAUGUGAUGAUGUGAAAGGGAAAGUGGGUAAAAGAUGGAUACUUUGUCACAGAUAAAGAUAUGUUGAAAAGUAUUUGUAAACUCAUAUUAAUCUUUUUAAAUGUCGCUAAUAUUCGGUUUAUUACGGACUAUAGACACACUAUAGAUCGUUUGAAGUUUACAAUAAAUUGCUAGCAAUCGCGGAUUUUAUUCGGUCAGGGAAAAAAAGGUGUAUAUGAGAGAGAGAGAGAGAGAGAGUGUGUGUGUGUGUGUGUGUGUGUGUGUGAGAGAGAGAGAGAGAGAGAGAAGGAGAAGAAUGUGACAUAAGAUUGCAUACUUACUCCAAUAGCCAAAUAAAAUAUACAUGAUGUCAGGAUAUGGAUAUUAAACAUUAAUACUUUUCUGUAUGGUUCUGAAUGGCAUAAUUUUUUUCUCGAAAAUGUCAAAUAAAGCUGAAAUUUUUAUUCGAGUUAA
Strongylocentrotus purpuratus (purple sea urchin) is the source of this 2517-nucleotide messenger RNA. Its product is annotated as mesenchyme-specific cell surface glycoprotein. The record is from RefSeq and is a predicted model, not a curated record. Bases 111 to 1925 code for a protein of 604 amino acids. Lineage: Eukaryota; Metazoa; Echinodermata; Echinoidea; Camarodonta; Strongylocentrotidae. The transcript is spliced from 13 exons.